AUGCACUUCCUAUUGGGUGAAGAUGAUAUCGUGGAGCUCUUAUGGAAGAGCGGCCAUCUUGUUCGAAGCAGCCAAACACCUCCUGUUCCUCCUCCCAUUCUCAGAGGCAGCGGAAGUGGCGGCGGUGGAGAAGAAAAUGCUCCUCUUCCGCAUCCUCCUCCUCCUCUCCACACUCACCAGCCACCAUCUGAUCAGAAUCUUUUCAUCAGAGAAGACGAAAUGGCUUCUUGGCUUCACCAUCCUCCUCCUCCUCUCGGGGAAGUGGAUGAGUUUGGCUCCCAUCUUUUCUACUCACUCCCAUCUACUCAGCCUCAGGGAGGCUCCGUCUCUCUUAUACCUCCUCCACCACAACCACAACCAGCUAGUGUUAUGUACACUCCUGAGAGACCGGUGAGUCAGGUCAUCUCCGGUUCAAGAAGGGCAGAGAACUUCACAAACUUCUCGAGGCUAAGAGGAAACAUAUUUACCGGAGGUAGAGUCGAAGCUGCAGGACCAGCUGCACCUUGGCUGGUUCCGGUGGUUAAAGACUCCACGCAGGUGGGAUCAAGCGCGACUCCGACUUCUUCAGCACCUGAGUCAUGUCUUACACCAGCGACUGUCACUAGCGGAGUCUUGCAGACUUUUGCGGUUCCAAGAGCGAUUGAGACGGUUUGCGCCGGACCAUCUUCUUCUGGUGUCUCAAAGACCGAAACAGAGCUGCUUCAGAUUGAACCAGUGUCGGAGACGGAAGCUGCUGAUGAGAGGAAGAGAAAAGAGAGGGAAGAACUUGCUGCUGAUGAAACCGAGGAAACUGGUGAAGAAGCUCGUGGUUCAACAUCUAGGAAGAGGUCACGAGCUUCAGAAAUGCAUAACAUCUCCGAGAGGAGAAGGAGAGAAAAGAUCAACGAGAAGAUGAAGGCUCUCCAAGAACUCAUUCCUCGCUGCAACAAGACCGAUAAAGCUUCAAUGCUGGAAGAUGCUAUCGAGUAUGUGAAGUCCCUACAGAUGCAAAUACAGAUGAUGUCUGCAGGAGGCGGCGGUAUGAUGCCGAUGAUGUUUGCACCAAAUAUGCAACGUUUCAUGCCCCCCUCAGCAAUGGGAAUGAUGGGCAUUAACAGGCCUCCAUUUAUACCUUUCCCCGGCGCAACUUUUCCUAGGCAAGCUCAUAUGGCAGGUCUAGGUUCACCGUUUCCAGCACCAAGAUAUCCUUUUCCAAACCUUCAAGGCUUUGACCCGUCCAGAGUCCAUUUACCAAGCCAGCAACCUGAUCCCGUGUCGAACCAGCCUCAAUUUCCAGGUUACAUGAAUCCUUAUAGCCAGUUUGUUGGUCUCCAACAAAUGCAACAACCUCCUCCUCCUCCUCCUCCUCCUACAUUGCAGAAUCAAACAACAUCACAGCUGAGUUUCAGCCAGGCAAGUAGUAGUAAGGAACCUGAAGAUCAGCAGGAGCCCAAACCAACAGGUUAA
Eruca vesicaria subsp. sativa (arugula) is the source of this 1446-nucleotide messenger RNA. NCBI's taxonomy places the organism in Eukaryota, Viridiplantae, Streptophyta, Magnoliopsida, Brassicales, Brassicaceae. The record is from the annotation of a GenBank genome assembly.